GUUCUUUGGCAAAUGCUCGCGUAAAGUUUAUUGAAUUUCCUGAGUUUUAUAUAGUUUUGUUGAUACAAAGAGAUCGUAGUUUUAUUCUCUGUUAGGUGGAAAUGAGUUUCAAAUAUGAAUGCGGUGAUUUUUCACAGUUCCAGGAACAGCUGAAGAAGAUGCGCGAUCUGGACGACAAAAUCAUCUACACGUUGAACACAUCCCUACCGACGGAAUCGUUCAAGGGACAGGUCAAUCCGGAAGUCAAGUGCCGCGAACUGCACAAACAACUACAAUCGGGCUACGGAGAUCGGCAAGAUGCGAUUAAGAAAUGCAUUCUGGUGUGUGCCGAUACCGUGAAACAGCUGAAAGACAAGCGCGAUGACAGCCGGGACGAUAUCACACUGAACAAGCAGUUUAAGACUGAACAGAGGAAGCUGCGACUACUGCAAGCCGAACUCAGCGUUGAGGAUAUCAUUCGCGACCGAACUCAAAAAACGUUCCGGGAACGGUGCCGACUGUUUGUGAACUUUGACUCGUUAUAAUAGUGCGGACCUAUUUUCUACACAUUUGAUAACAGCAAGGCAAGGAGAAACUUGUUGGAAUCAUCGCAAUUCAGUUAAAAGGUGGAAAAGUAUAAGAACAGCGCAUUUAGCAGAACGCCGAGCAGCAGUUUAGCCGAUGCAACGGCAAUUCGUUAAACACAAAGUCUGUUUUAUUUUUGUUAAACCAAGGUCGAAAUGUUUUCGAUGUAGUGAAAUCAUACAGAAGCAAAUUUUAUAACAUUUGUUAUAGUGUCUAGCAGCAGAAGAAAACCAAUAGAAAUGUCGUGAACGAUUUUUUUUCCGUUCU
This is a messenger RNA of Ochlerotatus camptorhynchus, 831 nucleotides long. It is a transcript of the gene Ccdc58, whose product is annotated as Coiled-coil domain-containing 58. The transcript has 3 exons. Gene Ontology annotation, cellular component: mitochondrial intermembrane space; mitochondrion. The record is from RefSeq and is a predicted model, not a curated record. Bases 102 to 524 code for a protein of 140 amino acids. Lineage: Eukaryota; Metazoa; Arthropoda; Insecta; Diptera; Culicidae.